UUUUCCAACAUGGCGUCAAGAACAGAAUUAAAUUUCAAGAAAUUAUUAAGUAGAUGCGAAACGAUGGCAAAAGACAGAAAUUCCGGGGAAUGGAGAUUUGAGAAGUAUGUAGAAACUCUACAAGAUUUACUGAGUGAAAUGAAGAGGUCUCAAGUCAGCCGCCCUCCUCAAGAAAACCUGGAUGAGUACACUGAAAAGUUGAUAUACCUGAAAGAGCUGGUAGAAUCGGACAAAAGGUCUGCAGCCAAAGAUAGAAAAUCACCAGAGGAAAGACUGAGCAACUCUAGACUGUCACAAUUCCAGGAUCAGGCACGAUAUGAACAGGAAGAAAGGGAAGAACUUCUGGGGAGGAAAACAGUGGAUUCAGAAUUACGACAUCGUAAGGUGGCAGAAAAUGAUGACGCGGAGACUCUUAUUCAGCAUCAGAGAGGAAAACAUGAAAAGCUGACAGAGCAAAUGCUGCAUUUGACUCGCAGUCUUAAGGAGAAUGUGAGGGAUUCUGGGAAAAUUGUCCAGAGAGACAAUAAGACUUUAGAAAUGAGUAUGAAGUUGGCAGACUCAAACACCAAAAAACUCAAAGUGGAGAGUGAUCGACUUGAGCAGCAUACCAAGACUUGCUCAUGGUGGAUCUGGAUCAUGUUAGUGUUUGUCACUCUCACAUUCCUCUUUAUGAUUGUAUUCAUGCGCUUGUUUGGCAAGAAAACAUCCUGAUGACUCUGAUUCCCUGUUAGAUUAUUUGUAAUUGUGAUGUUGUGUGUAUACUGGUGCUUGUUAAUUUAUGGCUGAGGUAGUUUUAGAGACUGUUUUUUAUGCCAUGUGUAGUUGAUAUCUGUGAUAUGAAGAUGAUGUAAGGAUAUUAUAUCAUGAAGAUUUUGCAAUCUUAAUAAUUUAUUUUGUUUUUUUCUUUUUGUUAAGAAAUAAUUGUGUUCAGAAUAAACAUUUCAUGUUUACAUUUAUUUAUACAAUUGAACUUUGGUAUCUCAAACAUCAAUAUCUUGAAUACCAUGGAUAUGUUGAAGCCAGUUGGAAGUCCCAAUGACUUUUUCUUUAUGAAUUUCACCCUUGAUAUCUCAAAUUUAUGUAUAUCUCAAUUUUUUUCCCCUCUGCUCCAUUGAGUGUGAGAGAACAAGCUUUGAUUGUAAUUAGGUUUACAUUUAAAAAGAUGAAGAUAAGUGAAAACUAAGUAAACCCUCUUUUGAAAUCUAUUGCUACAAGAACAAGAAUAUAGCUUUAUUCAAUUAAGAACAUGUUUUAUAUUCUAAUAAUCUAAUACUAGUAAUGAAUUAAAAAAUUUGUUGAUUGAUUGUAUUAUUUAAUUAAUUGUUUUAAGCUCACCUGAGCUAAAAGCUCAAAUGAGCUUUUCUGAUCACCCAUCGUCCAGCAUCCAUCUGUCUGUCUAUCUGUCUGUGUGUCCAUCUGUAAACUUUUCACAUUUUUGACUUCUUCUCAAAAACCUCGGGCCAAUUUUAAUUAAAGUUGGCACACAACAUCCUUGAGUGAAGGGGAUUCUAAAUUGUUCAAAUGAAGGGCAAAGUUUUAUUCCAAUGGGAGAUAAUCAAGAAAAACCAAAAAUAGGGUGGGGUCAUUAAAAAAUCUUUUUCUCAUGAACCACUGGGCCAGAAGAGAUGAAACUUGUUUGAAAGCUUCACGAGGUAGUGUAGAUUCUAUAUUGUUCAAAUCAUGGCCCCUUGGAAUUGGGUGGGGGCACAAUAAGGGAUAAAAGUUUUACAUUGAAAUAUGUAGCAAAAAUUCUUUAAAAAUCUUCUUUUUAUGAACCACUGGGCCAGAAGAGAUGAACCUUUUUUGAAAGCUUCAUGAGGUAGUGUAGAUUCUAAAUUGUUCAAAUCAUGGCCCCCUGGUAUUGAGUGGGGGCACAAUAGGGGAUUAAAGUUUUACAUUGAUAUAUGUAGGAAAAAUCGUCAAAAAUCUUCUCAAGAACCACUGGACCAGAAAAGGUGAAACUUAAAUGCAAGCUUCCUGAGGUACUAUAAAUUCUAAAUAAUACACAUCUUGGCCCCGGGGUAGAGUGGGGCUACAAUAGAAAAUCAUAUUUUUACAUUGAAAUAUAUAGAAAAAAAUUCUUUAAAAAUCUUCCUUUAAGAAGAGAUAAAACUUAUUCGAAAGCUUCCUGGAAUAGUGUAGAUUCUAAAUUGUUCAAAUCAUGACUACCGGCGGUAGGGUGGGUUCACAAUAGAUGUAUCAAAGCUUUACUUUGUAAUAUAUGGAAAAAAAAAAUUCUUGAAAAAUCUUUUUCUCAAGAAACCACUGGUCCAGAAGUGAUGAAACUUAUAUGAAAGCUUCAUGUGGUAGUUUAGAUACUGAAAUAAAUCAUGGCCUCAUGGGGUAGGGUGCGAUCACAACAGGGAUCAGAAUUUUACAUGGGACGAUAUAGGAAAUAAAUUUUGAAAAUCAUCUCAGGAACUACAAUCACACCAUUCAUAUGCAAACAUUCCAAAGCUGAGUAGAUUCAUUUCUUAUUCAAAUUAAGCACUGUGGGUUAGAGUUAGCUAAAAAGGGAUCAAAUUUCACAUAAUGCAUAUAUACAGGAAAAGUAUUUGCUUCUCCAUUAUUGCAAGGCCAUGAUAGUCUUAAUAAUUUUGAAGCAUCCCCAUGUUGUGUGAAUACAGAGACUUUUUGAGUAAGAGUGGGGCUAUAGUAUGGGGUCACAAUUUUUUCAUGGGUCAUGGGAAUAUAGAAGUCUGUUUCGAAAUCUUAUGAAGAACAACAGUGUUAAAGCAACUGAGCAUUGUGGCCCAUGGGCCUAUUGUUUUUCAUCGUUGAAAGACUUGAUUAGUUAAAACAAGAAUACAACACUAUACUAUUUGAGUAUUGAUAGUUGUUGUGUGAUGGUAACAUAUUUUUGUAUGCUAGUGACGAAUACAUGGUCAUUGGCACAUAAAAGUUAUAAUUUUGUUUGUUUCAAAUGAGAGAGUAUUAAAUUCUGAUUUGUACAUGUAUAGAUUUGUAUGAAACAUUCUCUAUCUUUGUCAAUCAAGGUACAGAGUAUCACAGUAAAAUGUUUAUUUUUAAUUGAAUUUAUUAUGUAUAAUAUCACUUGGUGAGUUAUGUGUAUGAUUAAUCUAAUUUUACU
This is a messenger RNA of Saccostrea echinata, 3091 nucleotides long. RefSeq names its product vesicle transport protein USE1-like. NCBI's taxonomy places the organism in Eukaryota, Metazoa, Mollusca, Bivalvia, Ostreida, Ostreidae. Gene Ontology annotation, biological process: retrograde vesicle-mediated transport, Golgi to endoplasmic reticulum. Gene Ontology annotation, cellular component: endoplasmic reticulum; SNARE complex. Bases 10 to 711 code for a protein of 233 amino acids. The transcript has 6 exons. Gene Ontology annotation, molecular function: SNAP receptor activity. The record is from RefSeq and is a predicted model, not a curated record.